Molecule: messenger RNA, 1269 nt
Organism: Nomascus leucogenys (northern white-cheeked gibbon)
Lineage: Eukaryota; Metazoa; Chordata; Mammalia; Primates; Hylobatidae
Product: histone H3.1
Cellular component (GO): nucleosome
Molecular function (GO): DNA binding; protein heterodimerization activity; structural constituent of chromatin
Source: RefSeq, a predicted model, not a curated record
CGGGUAUUGCGUUGUGCUCUCUUUCUGUCAUGGCUCGCACUAAGCAGACUGCUCGGAAGUCUACUGGUGGCAAGGCGCCACGCAAACAGCUGGCCACUAAAGCAGCCCGCAAGAGCGCUCCGGCUACCGGCGGCGUGAAAAAGCCCCACCGCUACCGGCCCGGCACUGUGGCUCUGCGCGAGAUCCGCCGUUAUCAGAAGUCCACUGAACUGCUCAUUCGUAAACUACCUUUCCAGCGCCUGGUGCGCGAGAUUGCGCAGGACUUUAAAACAGACUUGCGUUUCCAGAGCUCCGCUGUGAUGGCUCUGCAGGAGGCGUGCGAGGCCUACUUGGUGGGGCUGUUUGAGGACACCAACCUGUGCGCCAUCCAUGCCAAGCGCGUCACUAUCAUGCCCAAGGACAUCCAGCUCGCCCGCCGCAUCCGCGGAGAGCGGGCAUCAGUUCCCCUAUUCUCUCUCACUUGCUCUUGGUUCACUUCUUGGGAAGUCAUGUCUGGACGUGGUAAGGGCGGGAAGGGUUUGGGUAAGGGGGGUGCCAAGCGCCACCGCAAGGUGUUGCGUGACAACAUCCAGGGCAUCACCAAGCCGGCCAUCCGGCGUCUGGCCCGGCGUGGCGGUGUGAAGCGGAUCUCUGGUCUGAUCUACGAGGAGACUCGCGGGGUGCUCAAGGUGUUCUUGGAGAAUGUGAUCCGUGACGCUGUCACCUAUACGGAGCACGCCAAGCGCAAGACGGUCACUGCCAUGGACGUGGUCUACGCGCUCAAGCGCCAGGGACGUGACGCACCCACCUCAAUACACCGGCGCGCCGGCCCCAACGCAAUGGCUCGUACGAAGCAAACAGCUCGCAAGUCCACCGGCGGUAAAGCGCCGCGCAAGCAGCUGGCUACUAAAGCGGCCCGUAAGAGUGCUCCGGCCACCGGUGGCGUGAAGAAACCUCACCGCUAUCGGCCCGGCACCGUGGCCUUGCGCGAAAUCCGCCGCUACCAGAAGUCCACCGAGCUGCUGAUCCGGAAGCUGCCGUUCCAGCGCCUGGUGCGAGAAAUCGCCCAGGACUUCAAAACCGAUCUGCGCUUCCAGAGCUCAGCGGUGAUGGCGCUGCAGGAGGCUUGCGAGGCCUACCUGGUGGGGCUCUUCGAAGACACCAAUCUGUGCGCUAUUCACGCUAAACGCGUCACCAUCAUGCCCAAAGACAUCCAGCUGGCACGUCGCAUUCGUGGGGAAAGGGCAUAAGUCUGCCUAUUUCUUCCUAAUUGAAAAGGCUCUUUUCAGA